Styela clava is the source of this 1783-nucleotide messenger RNA. RefSeq names its product elongation factor 1-alpha 1-like. Lineage: Eukaryota; Metazoa; Chordata; Ascidiacea; Stolidobranchia; Styelidae. The record is from RefSeq and is a predicted model, not a curated record. Gene Ontology annotation, biological process: translational elongation. Gene Ontology annotation, molecular function: translation elongation factor activity; GTP binding; GTPase activity.
CAUCGGUUUGUCACGUGGACGCCACCUCUUCGAUCCUUUCAACGCGCGGCUUCACGGUGAGUGCUGGCUUUUUCGGAGCUCUUCCACUUAUUUCGUUUUUGACUUCUCGCAUCAAGGUCCUAAUAUCUCUGCUGAACUGAUUAGUAUCAAUUAAAGCAAUGGGAAAAGAAAAAAUACAUAUCAACAUUGUUGUUAUCGGUCAUGUCGACUCUGGCAAAUCGACAACCACUGGUCAUCUAAUUUACAAAUGUGGGGGCAUUGACAAACGUGCCAUUGAGAAAUUUGAAAAGGAGGCCCAAGAGAUGGGAAAAGGUUCAUUCAAAUAUGCCUGGGUGCUUGACAAAUUGAAGGCAGAGCGUGAACGCGGUAUAACCAUUGAUAUUGCACUGUGGAAGUUCGAAACUGGACAGUAUUCUGUCACCAUCAUUGAUGCCCCAGGUCAUCGUGAUUUCAUCAAAAACAUGAUUACUGGGACUUCUCAGGCAGAUUGCGCCGUCCUGAUUGUUGCAUCUGGGGUGGGAGAAUUUGAGGCUGGUAUUUCAAAGAAUGGACAAACAAGAGAACAUGCACUUUUGGCAUACACACUUGGAGUAAAGCAAAUGAUAGUUGCUGUAAACAAAAUAGACAGCACCGAGCCACCAUACAGCGAGACCAGAUUCAAGGAAAUUGUGAAGGAAGUUUCAGGUUAUCUGAAAAAAGUUGGUUACAACCCCAAAAAGAUUCCUUUUUUGCCAAUCUCUGGGUGGCAUGGAGACAACAUGCUUGAGAAAUCUGAAAAAACAAAGUGGUUUGACAAAGGUUGCGUUUAUGAAGGCGAAAAAAAUGUUAAAAAAACUGCAUUUUGUCUCUUUGAGGCCUUGGACAAUAUUGAACCCCCGACUCGACCGACCGACAAGCCCCUUCGUCUGCCUCUGCAGGAUGUUUAUAAGAUUGGAGGUAUUGGAACAGUUCCUGUGGGACGUGUGGAGACCGGCAUAAUUAAGCCUGGGAUGGUUGUUACGUUUGCCCCGGUCGGCAUUAUGACUGAAGUUAAAUCUGUGGAAAUGCAUCAUGAAUCUAUGGACCAAGCUCUGCCUGGUGAUAAUGUCGGAUUCAAUAUCAAGAAUGUUUCUGUAAAGGAUAUCCGUAGAGGAAAUGUAGCUGGUGAUAGUAAAUCUGAUCCCCCUUCGGAAGUUGCGGAUUUCACAGCUCAAGUCAUAGUAUUGAACCAUCCUGGGCAAAUUUGUGCUGGCUAUGCACCUGUGCUAGAUUGUCAUACAGCUCACAUUGCGUGCAAGUUUGCCGAGUUGAAAGAGAAGAUGGACAGAAGAUCUGGUAAAGUACUGGAAGCUGAACCAAAAUUUUUGAAAUCUGGUGACGCAGCUAUGGUCAGACUUGUUCCAAGCAAACCAAUGUGUGUCGAAGCGUUCAAGAAUUAUGCUCCGCUUGGUCGUUUCGCCGUCCGCGACAUGCGACAGACUGUUGCUGUUGGAGUCAUCAAGGAAACUACCAAAAAGACCGGGAAUGUGAAAGAAACCAAGGCCGCAGCUAAGGUCAAUAAAAAAGCAGGAGCCAAGAAGUGACUGGAAGCAUCUGGCGCCCAUCAACAGCCUAGACCUAAAAAAAAUUCGCAUUUUAGUUUUAAUUUCUUGAGUAACUCUCUCUGUCGCGUGUUUCAUUAUGUGGUGUGUUUUUCAUGUAAUCACCGAAAACAUUUCCGAAGGAAAGGAUAAUUCGCGUUUCUUUUCUUUCAAUUUCACGUAUCUUAUGGUGUUGGUCUGAAAUAAAGCAAGCUUGCGAAUUA